AUGGGGUUCUCAUCCGCGUUAUUAGCGCGUUCAGUGCAGCAACAAAAAGCAGAGAGGGGAAACAGCCAGUGUAGGUUGGCAGCAGCGCAGCGGCAAGGAGAGUCGCACGAGCGCCUUCAGGAGCAAGGGCAGGAGCGGGGCUCGCAACGAGAGCCCGUGCGACGGCAAGCGUGGGCGGGCUGGCGACGAUUCCAACAGUCGUCAUCGUCGUCGCCAGCGUCGUCGUCGUCGCGGCCGUUCGCACUCCUGAUUUCUCUUGUUGUGGUCGUUGCGUUGCUACAUCGAGCGCCCGUGGUCGAAUCCGCCGUCUCCGCGCAUGCCUACGAGGUGCAGAAGCUGCUAGCUCUGAAAGACGCGUUCUCUCAGUACGCGCCAGCAGCGCUGCCGUCCUGGAGCGUGGAGGGCGGAGACCCGUGCAAGAGCCAGUGGAAGGAGGGGAAAAUCGCGUGCAACAACGCCGGACGCGUUAUCAGACUAAACCUGUCAAAUCAGAACCUCAAGGGACCGCUGCCAGGCCAGGAGCUAGCCAAGUUGGUGGCGCUGAGAAGACUGGACCUCGGUUUCAACAACUUCACGGGGGAGAUUCCAAUUGAGCUCGCUGACCUCGGCAGCAUCACCUACCUGUCGCUGGAGAGCAAUCAGAUCGAGGGUGCCCUUCCCGACUGGAUUGGCUCAGAAUGGCCCUCGCUGGUGCACCUGAGGCUGGCCAGCAACCAGUUUUCGGGGCAGAUUCCGAACGGCUUCGGGCAGCUGAAAAACCUCGUGAUGCUGGACCUAGCGUCCAACCAGUUCUCAGGCUCCAUCCCUACGGACAUUCAGGUGUGCUCGCGCCUGGAGCAGCUGUCGCUUUCUGGAAACUCCCUCUCGGGCCCGCUCCCCACGUGGAUCGGCAGCCUUAAGCAGCUGCGCGUGCUUGAAAUGUUUUCCAACAACCUCUCCGGCACCAUCCCUGCCGAAAUCGCCCAGGCCACCUCCCUUGAAUCCAUUGCUCUCGACGACAAUGACCUCUCGGGCACGCUACCAGAUGCGCUGGGAAAUCUCCCAUCCCUGGCAGCGCUCUACAUGGCGUCCAACCUGCUGGAGGGGCCCAUCCCCUACAGCUACCACCGCCUCAAUGGGCUCAUGUACAUCGAUCUGAGCUACAACACGGGCAUCAACGGCACCGUGCCCGAGUUUUUCGGCAACAUGUGGCUGCUGGAGUCCAUUGCGUUUGAGAACUGCAACCUCACGGGUACAAUCCCGGCUUCCCUCGGAUCGCUCUCCCUCCUCGUGGAGAUCUUCCUCGACAACAACAAGCUCACCGGCUCCAUCCCUGACACGCUCGGGGGCCUCGAGGCGCUCAACAAGCUGUACCUGAACCAGAACUUCCUGGAAGGUUCCGUGCCGUCCACGCUGUGCAACCUGACCAAUGUGCGGGAGAUCAAUCUGUCCAAGAACGGGCUCGAUGGGGACCUGCCCUUGUGCCUCGUGACUCUGCCGCACGUGACAUCGCUCUUGGUGUCCUACAAUCAGUUGUCAGGAGACGUGCCGGACAUACCAGACGACUCAAAGCUCUUCUUCAGAUACGACCACAACUGCUACGAGGGAAUGCCGGACCAAUCCCCAUGUGCCGAGCCUUCCUUUACCAGCGAUGGCACCACCACCAGCGACGGGAAUAACAACGAUUAUGGAGCAGACAACGCCACCUGGUCUGACACCACAGCGGACGAUUACCAGCAGUUUUACGACUCGGAUAGCGAUAGCAGCAGCAGCGGUGGUAACCAGCAGCAGCAGAGCCAGUCAUCCUCCAGCCACACCCCUGUGUUCAUCUACAUUCUUCUGCCGCUCCUAGCUAUGGUGCUGGCAUGCGUGGCAGCGUACCACUUCUCACCCAAGUUCAGAGAUGCAGUGCACGUGCUGAUCAACGGGAGGGACAAACUGGGCGUGACUGAGUUUGAUCUCACGCGCAUCAAGAAGGCGACAGGAAACUUCACAGCAGAGUAUGGACGGGGGAGCUUCGGCGUGGUGUUUCUGGCGGACGAGUUUUUCAAAGGGCAGGCGGAGCCGCGAGCCAUCAUCAAGCGAGCUCACGACCCGCAGAAGGUCAGCGAGUUCCUGUUCAAGUGCAAGGUGGAAAUACUAGCCAAGGCGCGGCACCGCUAUGUGGUGAAUCUGCACGGCUACUGCGUCAACCAGGGGGAGCGCAUCCUCGUUUAUGAGUUCCUCCCUAACGGCACUCUCUUCGACCGCCUGCACCGCCCCGAACUAGAGCCUCUCGCAUGGGAAACACGAGUACGUGUGGCAUACCACAUUGCCAGUGCCCUGGAGCAUCUGCACCACGACCUCACCCCACCGCUGGUGCACCGAGCAGUGACCUCCUCCAACAUUCUCCUGGCUGCUGACAUGACAGCUAAGUUGAGCGAUUUCGGCAUAGCCAAGGGCAGCAGUGGUGGCAAGACGGCCUUCGAUGACACGCCGCGGCGCAAGAAGAGCCGCAAGCACAAGCAGGUGGCUGACGUGCAGUCGCCCUCGCCACAGAUGGAGAAGGCGGAUGUGUAUGGGUUCGGAGUGGUGCUGCUGGAGUUAAUUACAGGGCAGAAGGCCAUGAAGGAGGUUCACAUUACCACCAUGGCUGCCCCUUUCCUGGAAGACCCUCAGAUGAUGCCUCUUAUGGUCGACCCCUACCUGGGCGGCAAUUAUCGGCAGGAGGAGCUCAUAGAGCUGGGCGGCUUGGCCCGCGACUGCAUCCAAGAAAACGCCGCUUGCCGCCCGUCCAUGCGCGAGGUUCUCGAGAGAAUGGAGGAGAAUCUGCCGUCCGUCGGUGUGUGUAUCGAAGGGGACGGGAUUGGAGGGAAGGCAGGAGGAGACGACGAGGAAUCCGGGUUACUUGUGGAGGGGUACUCCGCGGCCGCGCCCACGUUCGGGCAGGGUGUUACGCACCUGCACCCUCCGAAUGUGAGGGUGGACGGCGGGGGGCACGAGCACGGAUCUGCUGUGAUGCGGGAAGAGAGGCAAGUGACGGGGAUAUCGGGGAUUUCAGCGCCGGCGUCUGCUUGGGCGUCGAUUGAGGGGUUUGCCAAGUCGAUCAAGAGCGCGAUUGUGAACCCGAGGGGGCACCGGGGGGAGUCGGAUCAUGAGAUGUCGUCGCUGCUGGUGCUGGGGACGAAGACGGGGAGCAGCAGCAGCAGUGGUAGGUGA
Messenger RNA from Closterium sp. NIES-65, 3177 nucleotides. NCBI's taxonomy places the organism in Eukaryota, Viridiplantae, Streptophyta, Zygnematophyceae, Desmidiales, Closteriaceae. The record is from the annotation of a GenBank genome assembly.